Molecule: messenger RNA, 1405 nt
Organism: Rhododendron vialii
Lineage: Eukaryota; Viridiplantae; Streptophyta; Magnoliopsida; Ericales; Ericaceae
Exons: 5
Coding region: 157-1197 (346 amino acids)
Source: RefSeq, a predicted model, not a curated record
UGAGAUUGGUUGAUUUCUCUAUUGGGGACAUUUUUCGGAGAAAUUUUCAGUUAAAUAGUCAAGAGGAGAGAGUUAUAAAGAGAGUGUAACUUGAAGAAUCAGAAAGUUCAAGUCUCUCUUCUCUUUUAUAGGGUAUCAGGAAUCCCCUUACCCUGGAUGUUCACAGAGGCAGCGGCGGUGUUGGGGGUGGGUGUCUUAUUAUGGGCAUUCCAGGCCAUCAGGCCUCCCCCUCCCAAAAUAUGUGGUUCAAAAGGUGGCCCUAAAGUGACUUCACCCAGGAUCAAGCUCAGUGACGGAAGGCAUUUGGCUUACAAAGUGAGAGGUGUUCCAAAGGAAAAUGCCAAGUACAAAGUAAUUGUUGUUCAUGGCUUUGAUAGCUCCAAGCAUAUUUACCUGCCACUUUCUCAAGAACUGAUAGAUGAGCUAGGCAUAUUCAUUGUUACCUAUGACAGAGCUGGGUAUGGAGACAGUGAUCCGAACCCAAAGCGUUCGGUGAAGAGCGAAGCAUACGAUGUUGAAGAACUAGCUGACCAGAUACAGUUGGGUCAGAAAUUUUAUGUGCUUGGUGUCUCCAUUGGAACAUACACCACUUGGGCUUGCCUAAAAUUCAUACCACACAGGCUAGCCGGUGCGGCUCUAAUAGUUCCAGCCAUCAAUUUCUGGUGGCCAUCAUUUCCUUCUGAAUUGUGUGAAUCCGAGUACAAGAAGCAGCCUAAGAGCGACCAGUGGAAACUCCGGAUCGCUCACUAUGUCCCAGGCCUGCUUUAUUGGUGGAUGACACAGAAAUGGUUUCCCUCCUGUUCAAUCAUGGCUAGAGACCCCAUUAUUUUCAACAAAAGAGACUUUGAAAUCCUGAAGAAAAUGCUACAAGUUCCUAACCCCAACGAGCACAAGAUUCGACAGCAGGGUGAGUACGAGUCCCUAUUCAAAGACUUGAUGGUGGGUUUCGGAAGCUGGGAAUUCGAUCCGAUGGAACUUGAAAAUCCGUUUCCACACAACGAGGGUGCUGUGCAAUUGUGGCAAGGCCGUGAAGACAAGCUCGUGCCGGUUGAACUUCAACGAUUCGUUGCGAAGAAGCUGCCUUGGAUCGAGUACCACGAAGUCCCUGAUGGUGGUCACUUGAUCAUUCACGACAAUGGCUUGUGUGAAUCUAUUUUCAAGGCACUUUUGCUCAAACAAAAGCCCAAUGUUAUGUAGUUUGGUCAUUGUUAAGAUCAAUCUACAGGGCUUCCAACUCAGAAUGUUCUGCUAUUAUGGUCAUUGAUAAGUGGUUUGGUUUUGGGGGAUGUUUUUAACUACUGGAAUCUUGAUGUUUGUUUGUUGUGGUUUUUUGCUUCAUGAAGUUGGUGGUGUUGAACAUAAACAAGUGGAAAAAAAUAACUAUGUUAUUAUUCACACAAACAAA